This is a messenger RNA of Sinocyclocheilus anshuiensis, 3447 nucleotides long. RefSeq names its product CDK5 and ABL1 enzyme substrate 1-like. Gene Ontology annotation, cellular component: cytosol. NCBI's taxonomy places the organism in Eukaryota, Metazoa, Chordata, Actinopteri, Cypriniformes, Cyprinidae. Gene Ontology annotation, biological process: regulation of cell cycle; nervous system development. The transcript is spliced from 10 exons. The coding region runs from base 1273 to 2886 and encodes 537 amino acids. The record is from RefSeq and is a predicted model, not a curated record.
AGUUUGGACACCCCUGGUUUAGGCUAAACUCUGGCGCCAUCUAGUGAACACCUUGAAGAACUCAUUUUUUAAUCGCCACAUAACUUCUAGGCAUAUUGCAUAUAACUUGAUUAACCACUAGAUGGCGUUGCGAUGUUGAAAAUAACUGCUAUUAAACAGACUGUUUUAAAAAAACAGCCAGUCUUUUAGGGCAACUAGGAAGUUACAGUCAGUGAACGUUUGUUCUUGUAAUAAAUUGUGCCAUCAUGUGGAGUUUCGUCAUUUCAGCUUAGCUGGGUAAAAGAGGAAUCCAUAACACUCACACAGUCUUUUUAUAUUCAUGUGUGUGACGUUCAGUUAUUAAAUCAUCAUAGGCCACCCAGAUGGACAAUCCAAUUUUAAAUAUUAAAUAUGUUUUGGAACAUGGUUGCCAAACCAAGGUGGUCUGCAAGCUUCCCAUUUGUAGUGUACUUCAUGACUAUAUUUCCUAACACAGUUAAGUGCACUUUUGUAAUUACAAAUACAUGACAAUGACAUACACAUUUCAAUAGAAAUGGCAGAAAAGUACCUAUAUUUUCGUUUACCAUGAAUGCGUGUCAGUACAUUAAAGCUGCUUUUACCCUUGCAAGGGUACGCAGUUAUGUCAAAUUACCCAAGUAAAUAUCAAUACAUAUUAAAUGUUUAAAAGUCUUAAGAAGGUCUAUUUCCAGUUGUUUGAGGUGAAUUGAAAUGUUAUUUGAACGCACAAUAACGAUAUCUAAAAGGGCAUCAAGAUCUCGUGCUACCUCGGACUGUUCGUACCUAAAAUGUUUACUUUUAUGUAAUUUUGAAUGUCCUUUCCAAGUAGCCCAGAAGGGCGGAACAAACAUGAAGGCAAGGAGAAAAACACGCAGGCUGUGUUUCAAAACGUACUGAGCCGCCUAAAGUAGACAGCAUUUUUAGCACCGAGGGCGUGCUAAGAAUCCGUUCAGCUAAAUGAACUAAACCGCUCUCGAAUAUGCUGUCUAGAAUUUUGAAGUCAAUUCAAAAAGCGCUACGAAUGCUGUCUAGUUAGGCGACUCGCUAUGUUUUGGCACACCGUCUUGUUCUCAUGAAUCCCCAUUGGUCAGACUAAAGCUCCUGCUGCCACAAUACUGCACACACGUGACCCAGCUUUUCUGUACACACACACACAGUAAAACACAGCAGGCACUUAAAAGCCAACGCAUGGCGCUUUGACCACCAAUUUCACCCUAUAUCCAAACAAUCACUAUGAACCCUCUCCGUUGACAAACACGCACUAUCCCACGGCUAAUGGCGAGCGCGCUGCAGAUGAAGCCCUCCAGUCUGGAGCACACACGGAAGCGCGUAAUAGAUCCACGACGGAGACAAGCUGCACUCUCAUUCCUCAGCAACAUCUCUCUGGACGGACGACCCGUGCAGGAUGACGGGGAGAAUCAGACCGAGGACGAGGACAGCUCCAGGACUAGACAAAGCCUGGUUUCUGCAGUGGGCCAGCAGGCAUUGGCCGCAGCAGCGAACCAGGCUCUCAGCAGUGCCCGAGCUGCUGGUUUCUUGGCUGGUAUCACGGGUCCCAGCGCGGCCGCCAACGCCACCGCGGCUGCUGCUGCUGCUCCUCCUCCAGCGUACGGAGCGGAUGCGGAGGGUGAUGUGUGCGGCUCUCAGGUGCUCCAGUCCGUGUUCAGCUCCCCCUUUUCAGCAGUUCCGCCGGCUACGAGAGGGAGACUUCAGACGUACACUCAGGGAAUCCUGCCUGUGUCCUACUCCAGGCAGUCCAGCCAGAACUACUGCUGUCUGGAGGGAGGGCAGAUAGCCAACUCUGCCCUGGAACUGCAGAGAUCCAGGCGGAGACUAAUAUCCCAGCGUUCCUCACUGGAGACUCUGGAGGAUAUUGAGGAGAACGCCCCUCUACGCAGAUGCCGAACUUUAUCUGGUUCACCCCGACCAAAGAGUUUCAAGAAGGUCCAUUUCAUCAAAAACAUAAGACAACAUGAUAUGCGCAAUGGAAGGAUAGUCCUUCUCAGUGGCAGAAGAUCCUUCUAUAGUGUUUUUUCUGUCCUGCCCUAUCGAGAUUGUAGCCAAACAGGGGAUGUGAAGGCAGAAAGCGGACGCCAGCGACACCCCUCGGGUGGCAUGAGUGCCAAGGAGAUGGUGAUCGGCCUGGAGGGUGUUGAAUUGGGUGCAGAUGGCAAGACAGUGUCAUACACACAGUUCCUGUAUCCAACCAAUGCACUGGGUCGUCGAAACACCAUCGACUCCACGUCGUCUUUCUCUCAGUCUCGCAAUGCCAGCCACCGGAGCCUCAGCCUGGCACGUGCCAACAGUAACCAGAGUAGCCUUGAUACCGGGAAUGAACUAGGAGAUUUCAGGGAGUACGACCCCAAUCUUCUGGAUGACCCGCAAUGGCCAUGUGGAAAGCACAAAAGAGUACUUAUCUUUCCUUCAUACAUGACCACAGUCAUCGAGUAUGUCAAACCUUCUGAUCUCAAGAAGGACAUGAAUGAGACUUUCAAGGAGAAGUUUCCUCACAUUCGUCUAACACUGAGCAAGAUCAGAAGCCUGAAGAGAGAGAUCCGUAAACUAGCUCACGAGGAGUGUGGCUACGAGGAGUCCACGGUGGCCAUGGCCUUCGUUUACUUUGAGAAGCUGGUGCUCCAGGGUAAACUCAACAAACAGAACCGCAAACUCUGCACGGGGGCCUGCGUCCUCCUCGCAGCCAAGAUCGGAGGAGACUUAAAGAAACACGAGGUCAAGCUUCUGAUUGAUAAACUGGAGGAGAGGUUUAGGGUGAACCGUCGAGAGCUGAUAGCCUUUGAGUUCCCCGUUCUCGUGGCUCUAGAGUUCAACCUGCAUCUUCCAGAGCAUGAAGUCAUGCCCCAUUAUAGACGCCUUCUGCAAAACUCCUAGCGACAGCCCCAUCAGGGGAGAGUCCUCCUUCUCUCCUGAUCUUCUCAUCCCAGAAACCCCCUAUGCACAUCGCCAACGUCCACUAUCAUCUCCAGAUGUUGGAAUAAAGACACUUUUCCACUGUUCUCUUUUCAGCCAAAGUGACAACUCUAUAUUGAAAGUUUGUUUCCGCUCCAAGAAGCUACUUUCUAAAGGGAAUACCUUUUCCUGGACUGUUGAUUUCUCAGUUUACUGAGGACAUUUUAAAGUGUUCAUUUGUUUCCCACUUACAGGGUUGUAAGUGUAAAAGUGUCAAGUGUUAAAAGGACUAGCAAAAAUUCUGUCAUCAUUUGCUCACCCCCAUCAUUCUCAAUUUGUAUGCUGUUAUUUUUUUCCGUGAAACACAAAAAGAAAACUUUUGAAGAAUCUUCCUGUUGUUCUUUUCCAUACAUUGACAGUUUUUAGUGACAAUGGCAGUCAAGCUCCAAAAACACACCAUAAAAUACUUCUGAAGCCAUACAACAACUUUUUGUGAAGAGAAUCAUUUCUAUAAUUUCUCAAGGAUGGUUCACCCAACAAUUA